Molecule: messenger RNA, 945 nt
Organism: Drosophila obscura
Lineage: Eukaryota; Metazoa; Arthropoda; Insecta; Diptera; Drosophilidae
Gene: RpL7
Product: 60S ribosomal protein L7
Exons: 3
Coding region: 104-862 (252 amino acids)
Biological process (GO): maturation of LSU-rRNA from tricistronic rRNA transcript (SSU-rRNA, 5.8S rRNA, LSU-rRNA)
Cellular component (GO): cytosolic large ribosomal subunit
Molecular function (GO): RNA binding; structural constituent of ribosome
Source: RefSeq, a predicted model, not a curated record
ACGCAGAGUUGCUUUGAUCGAAUUUUGACAUUUGGAACAUGGCGUACUACAUGCUUCCGCUCUUUCCUUCCCUUUCUUUUACCAACGUGUGCAGUGUUAAGAGAUGCCUGCUACGGUCGUCAAGAAACCUGCAGCUAAAAAGCUGCCCGCUGUGCCGGAAUCAAAGCUGAAAUUCAGCAAGAAACAAAUCAGCAAGCGUGCCGCUGAGUCAAAGCGUCGUCUCAAGCGCGCCGCUGUUAUUGCGUUGCGAAAGAAGGAAAAUCUGGUCCGUGCCGAAAAGUACCAGAAUGAGUACAUUAAGUCUGACCAGCGUGAGAUUAAGCUGCGUCGUCUGGCAAAGAAGCGUAACCAGUUUUAUGUGCCGGCAGAGGCCAAACUGGCAUUUGUCGUGCGUAUCCGUGGUAUCAACAAGGUUGCCCCCAAGGUUCGCAAAGUGUUGCAGCUUUUCCGACUGCGCCAAAUUAACAACGGUGUCUUCAUUAAGUUGAACAAGGCUACCAUCAACAUGCUUCGUAUUGCCGAGCCCUAUAUCACCUGGGGCUACCCCAAUCUGAAGUCGGUGCGCGAGCUUAUUUACAAGCGCGGCUAUGUCAAGCACAGCCGUCAGCGUGUUCCCAUCACUGACAACUUUGUGAUAGAGCGCAAACUGCGCCAGGCUCACAAUAUUCAGUGCGUUGAGGAUUUGGUUCAUGAAAUCUUCACCGUUGGACCCAAUUUCAAGUACGCAUCAAAUUUCCUGUGGCCGUUCAAGCUAAACACCCCCACCGGUGGCUGGCGCAAGAAGGCUAAUCACUACGUUAAUGGAGGUGAUUUCGGCAACCGUGAAGACCAGAUCAACCGACUGUUGCGCAAAAUGGUCUAAGCGUCAGUUUCAGAAACUAUAGCUUGAAAAAGAACGGGCAUGUAAACAUUGAACGGAAAAUAAAACCAUUUUAUAAAACUAAA